AUGACCAAAAUAAACGAAGAUUUGCAAAGAGAACGUGCUAAUUGCACUUUUAAUAUCCAGGAGUUGACAAACUUUAUUGACGGAGGCCCUGAUAAGACUAAGGAGAGAAAGGAGAGCGAAAAGCUCCUUGCAAGCUAUGAUGAUUUAGACAAAGACGUGUCAGAGGACUACCUGAGCCAUAAAGAGAAAUAUGAAGUAUCCGUGAGAAAGUCUGUCAAAAUAUUCUCUCUCAUACGUCGUAUGCAAGAAGAGGGAAAAUAUAAUUUAGGGAAUUACAGGGAUAUUGUAGCGAAUCUUUUUCGAAUGUCUACCAUCCGGGACGGUUCCCCUCUAGCUCUACACUACGUUAUGUUCAUGCCGGCGAUUAUGAACCAGGGGGAUGAGGAUCAGCAGGCGCAGUGGCUAGCCAGGGCUUGGAAAUGCAGUAUUAUUGGAAGCUAUGCACAGACGGAGUUAGGUCAUGGAACGUUUAUUCGUGGCAUGGAGACGACGGCUACUUAUGAUCCAAGUACUCAAGAGUUUGUUUUAAACAGCCCUAAUUUCACUUCCUACAAAUGGUGGCCCGGCGGAAUUGGUCAAUCAGCAAACUAUUCAAUUGUUGUAGCACAAUUGUAUACAAAAGGAAAAUGUCAUGGCGUACACUCUUUUAUAGUUCAAGUACGAGAUGAAGAAACACACGCGCCUUUAUCUGGAAUAAAAGUUGGAGAUAUUGGAGCCAAGAUGGCCCUUAACCCGGUUAACAAUGGUUUUAUAGGUUUUGAUAAUGUGAGGAUACCGAGGAGGCAAAUGUUGAUGAAGCAUGCUCAAGUUUUAGAAGAUGGCACGUACGUCAAAUCUCUCAACAACAAACUUAACUAUGGCGCCAUGGUAUUUGUGAGGGUGGUCAUAGUGUUUGACAUGGUGAACUAUUUAUGUAAAGCCGUUACAAUCGCCGUCCGUUAUUCCGCUGUAAGGAGACAAUCACAGAGGAACCCGGAUGAACCAGAAAGUCAGAUCCUUGAUUAUUUGACUCAACAGCACAAGUUGUUUGUGGCAAUAUCGACUUGUCACGCUAUACGACUUACAGCGAUUAAGCUGUGGGAUAUUUUUAACGUAAUAAAUGAAGAACUUAUCAACGGCAACUUUGAAAGGCUACCUGAGCUUCACGCUCUAGCGUGUUGUUUGAAAGCGCUAGUAACAUCCGACACGGCGGCGUGCGUUGAGCGCUGCCGGCUGGCGUGCGGCGGACACGGGUACAUGCUGUCCUCGAACUUGCCCACUAUAUACGGGCAGGUCACUGCUGCUUGCAUAUAUGAGGGAGAGAACACUGUGUUAUUAUUGCAGACAGCUAGGUUUUUAGCAAAAACUUGGCAACAGGUGGAUAGUGGGAAAUUAACACCGACAGUUGAAUAUUUAAGCAGAGUCAGAAAGGAAGUCUAUCAAAAAUGGGAGAACUCCGUCGAGUGUAUAAUUCGUGGUUUCCAAAUUGUUUCGAUGAGAAAAAUUGCUUCAUGUGUGGAUAACAUGCAGAAGAGAGUUGCUACAGGGAUGUCCUUCGAAGACGCGUGGAAUAUUACCUCAGUGCAAUUAACUAAUGCGGCGGAGGCUCAUUGUAGGGUGAUCAUGUUAUCGACAUUUAAUGAAGAGAUCAACAAAUACUCACUAACUGUAUCUCCGGAACUGCGCGUAGUUCUGAAGCAGAUGGUAGAGUUGUACUCUCUGUAUUGGGCUCUAGAAAAACUGAGCGACUUGUUACAGUACACUACAAUAACUUCCCAAGAUGUAGAAGAACUCCGGUCUUGGUAUGAAGAGACUCUUUUGAAGUUACGACCCAACGCUGUUGGUUUGGUUGACGCAUUUGAUUUACGGGAUGAGGUCCUUAUGUCCACCCUGGGUUCGUACGAUGGUCGUGUGUACGAACGGUUAAUGGACGAAACAAAGAAAAACCCUCUUAAUAAGGAAACAGUCAAUUCUACAUUUCACAAAUACCUCAAACCAUUUAUGAGAGGAAAAUUG
This is a messenger RNA of Brenthis ino (lesser marbled fritillary), 1995 nucleotides long. The record is from the annotation of a GenBank genome assembly. NCBI's taxonomy places the organism in Eukaryota, Metazoa, Arthropoda, Insecta, Lepidoptera, Nymphalidae.